AUCCUGGUCAGGCGAGAAGAAAUUGUACUUAAAAAAGAAAAAAUUUUAAAAAAUUAUACAAAAAAUAUAAAAAAAAUAUGAAAUAUGAUAAAAAAAGUGAAAAAUCAUUUUUAAAUAAAAUAUAAAAUAUAGUUUGUAAAAAAUAAAUAUAAAAAGAAAAAUAUAAAAAUCAAAAUUAUAUAUUCAAGCUAAAAAAGUGUUGCCCUUAAAAAAAGUGUUAAAAUAAAAGCAAGAAAAAAAUCAAAUUCCUUUACUUUCCUCAGCACAGCAGUCAGCACUUGGCAUUCUAUGCUUCAUUAUGGCUAAAAAGAUUCCCUUUAAUGUUGUCUUUGCUUCAGAUGAAGAUCCUAACUUUCCAGCUAGUGAACUAAAUACCCAUGGACCUACGGUACAUGGCUGGCGCAGCGCUGUAGGUAGUACUUUAACGCCACAUGAUAUUGUUUUAAGAUUUCAUAAGCCGGCGAAAAUAUGUCGUAUACAAUUAUUAGCCCACCAGUAUCUGAUACCCGAAAAAGUUGAACUCUGGUUACAUUAUUCCCCCAAAAGUAUACCCAGUACACCCUCUUCACAAUGUUUUGAUUUUCUGGGUUUUGUGGCCUUAGCAGAUAAUGCUGCUACCAAUUAUAAAUCCCGGGAACUGCAAAGUGUUUCGGUUAAUCCUCGCAAAGGCACACAUUUAAAACUGAGGCUAAGUGGUCCUCAUAUUAAUGACUUUAAUACCGAUAAACAGAUAGCUUUGAUAGCGGUAAAUGUUUUGGGCGAAGAAUUGGAUGUGACCGCUAAUGGACAAAAUAAGGAAGCGGAGGAAAAUGGAGGUGGUGCUGCUGCUGCUUCUAAUCAAGAACAGCAACAACAAUCUACACAAGACUCUUCGGGAGAGUCUGCCUUAGCUUCUAUGUGUGAUGAUUUGUUAUUUUCCAUGUAUGUGGAAGAAUCUAUAGCCGAGAUCAUACGAGAAAUGGAAGAUCGCAAGUUAAAAGCUGUGGCCACGGAACGUUUUGAAUAUGCUCGCAAAUUAAAGUUAUGUAUGAGUGCUUUACGCACUGCUGGUGAAAGACUAGGACGUUAUGCCUUGGCUAAACGCCAAGCAGUGCAACAGGAGGAUUUUACUACCGCCAAGCUAAGAAAAGAACAAAUAGAAAUGUACAAAUCCUCGGUAUUUAAACAUUUACUAAUCGAUGAAUUGUUAGAGAAAAAUGGUGAAUCUGUGGCUGCUAAUGAUAUGGCUUGUGAGGUUUAUGCCUCCAAACCCAUACUACCGGUAGCGCCCAGUUUGCAAGAUGUGGCCCAAGCUUUGGCAGAGGCUCAUUUGGCCGCCACUAUGAGUCCUAAAAGUGCCCAAGAUGAUAAAUCCUCUACAGAUGGCAAUAGCUCUACCGGGGGUUUAGGCAAUCUCUCUCAGACCAAUCACAGCAACAGCAUAAGUGACAAUAUUUCAACGCUAUCGGCCGCCAGUUUACGUAAAUCUCACGAUGAAAUACCCAUGUCGCCCAAAUUGAAUAUGCGCCGUAGUCCCAGCCGCCAUAGUUCACCCAUGUCCAGUCACCAGGGUUCUUUGAGGAGGCGCAACAAAAGUGCUCCUCGCAAUUCCUAUGAAGAAUAUGAAGAUCGUGCCAUACCCACUCUAAGGCAUUCGAAUACUAAUGAAUUUUUAAGAGAGUGUCAAGGUACCGCUUUACUGGAGUCCGAUCCCAAUCGUGGUCGUUCACGUUUAAACGAUCGUGAACGUCGUCAGGCGGCUUUGCCGAUUUUGGUCUUUGGUAAUGAUAUGGUGGAACAAUUCUACUCACGACAAUUUCAAGAUCGUGAAGAUGGUCUAGUACGUUUACGCAAUUUCCUCAAGGGCCACGAAAUUGAAACACAACCAAAUGCCAAUAAUUCAAAUAGUGAAAACACAGCUGGACCCAAUAAAGUAGCACGCAGUGCUGCUUUCCUACUACAUCGUUCCGUACGAGAUGCUGUAUAUUCGGUAUUUAAUCAAGCCACAGAAACAGUGCGGGUGCUAUUUUUGGAAUAUGUACCCGGUAGAGUGUCGCAGAGUGAGGUGGCCCGCUGUGUAGAUCGUUUGCUGCCCGAAUUGUUGGCUAAAUCGGGAGAUCCUUCGGCUCGCAUACAUACAUUGGCUCAACAUACUAUAUUGAGUAUAGCCUCUUGUCCCGAAGUGCAGGAGCAGCAUCUAGUGGCGCCCGCUUUAUCCAGAACUGUUAGUUCGGGUACACAUCCUCGCUUGGCCUUAAGUCGUAUGCAAAUGUUAGAACAAUUGGUUCUAAGUCAAGGCAUUAGCACCGACAAACAUAGCGGUCUAACGUGUAGAGCAUUGUCCGAGUGUGGUUGUUCGGGCAUACAUCAUCCAGCGGAGCCGGUGCGUAAAGUAGCCGAGAGGAUACUUUUGCUAGUGUACAAAGUAAAUCCUCGUCUUGUGCGUAAACAGCUACCGCCUGAUGAUGAUAUAACGCGACGCAAUUUAUUGUAUCGCCAAUUGUUUACAGAAUUUGAUAAGUUAGAUUUGGAACGUAAGGCUGAGAUGUUGGAGGCAAAUAAAUACGCGGGCGGUCAUAGUUCCAGUGAUCCACAAUCACCACCCUCAAAUCGUAGUGCUGUGGAACAUUUACAAUUGGGCGGCGGUGGUGGCGCAGCAAGUGGUAGCUCCGAUAGUCGUGCCAGUCCCUAUAGUUUUGGUUGCAAAUCUCCUGACUCUCAAUCAAGUCCCAUGAGAAGAUCUGAAACACGUAUUUUAAAGAGUAAAAGUGGUCAAACUUUGGCUCAAGCGGGUAAUCCAGGAGGUAGUAAUGGUUACUUAACUUCAGGUAAAGAUAUGGCCAAAUGUAAUGGUAAGCAGCAGUAUAAUGAACAGUUGAAAAGAUCCAUGAUAUCGGCCAGUAGUUCGAGAAAAAAUUCCAACUCAAAUUCUGAAUCGUUUGAAGAGGCAGCGGAUGUUAUACGUUGUCCCUUUUGUGAUUGGUCCUCGCAAAAUGGCGAUCAAGCUCAAUUGGAUCGCCAUUAUUGGAAAUCUUGCCCAUUCCUAACUAAGUGUCCUCAAUGCAGCCAGGUUUUAGAAGUGGCCGCUCUAAAUUAUCAUUUAACAAAGGAGUGUGAAGCCAAGGAUAAUUAUAUAAUGUGUGAACGCUGUACUGAGUCAGUACAUAAGCAACUGUACGAUUUACAUCAAAUGGAAGACUAUUGUAGAGAACUCAAAACUGGUGCCGCUCGCUGUCCCCUGUGUCAUGAUGAUGUACAUUUGCCUUUGGAUGGUGGUUGGAAAUUACACUUAUUAAGUGCUUCCGGUUGUCCUGGCAAUUCGAGAAGACGUGCGAAAAAAUCAUCUUAAAGUAAUAAAAUAUUCGGAAAAACUUAAAAUAAAACCCAUUUUUGCCUUCUUCAAACAAAACAUAAAAAUAAAGGAAAAUAUGAAAUCAAAUCUUAACAACUAUAAACGUUUUUACAAAACCAAAAUGUUUAACUAGCUCUUGGUUAUUUAGGGAUAUAAAUAAGCUCAUUUUAGUAAAAAUGGCUUUAAACUGAAAUUAAACGAAAAGAAGUUAAAAUGAAAACAGUAUUUUGCAUAAUUUUUUGAGCUUAAAUUAUAAAAAAUAAGAAAUUGCAAAAAAAAAUAAAGUAUUAAAACUGCAAAAUUUAAAACUUAAAACUAAA
Molecule: messenger RNA, 3651 nt
Organism: Lucilia sericata (common green bottle fly)
Lineage: Eukaryota; Metazoa; Arthropoda; Insecta; Diptera; Calliphoridae
Product: centrosomal protein of 104 kDa
Exons: 8
Coding region: 299-3328 (1009 amino acids)
Cellular component (GO): cilium
Source: RefSeq, a predicted model, not a curated record